CGGUACGGCGUUGCGAACGACUACGUGAACACGUCGUUGCUGAUAGGUGACAUAUCCGAUGGGUACGACGCGGAUCCACCUUCCUCGCGAGCCUCCACCUCUCUUUCAUAACCGAUAAGUUUUGUCACACGUCCCCAGUAGUUGUUUUACAGCAACGUUGUACGUACAACGUCCGAAAGUUCCGUACACGUUGAGCGUCGCAUCGAUUCAAAGUUUUUGUUUUUAACGUCGAAACGUGCAUUGUUUUUUCUGUAAUGAUCUUCGCGUCGAAUGAAGACCGCAGUGAUGACGAUGAGGAAGAAGAUGACGACGGGGACGAGCGUUAUCCGCAGCUGGACCAUCUGCAGUGCUGAUAAAUCUCUCUCCUGUGGGCUCAAUCAAAUAUUCGUCGAUGUUAUGUAAACCGUGGAAAAAUCCGUAUCUUUUGGAAGCUUUGCAACAAUUAUGAAAGGCUUUGAGCUAAUGGUAAUGAGCCUCGUCACGGCGGGAUCGAAUGAAACUAAUCUCAGCAGUAACCAACAGUUUAUUAACGAUGAUGAUGAAAUUGAAAUGAUAAACACCGUCAAUACAACCCUCGGAAAUGAGUUUACGAAGUACACGGACGAUGAAAAGCCGCUGGAAAUUAAAGUGACGACAUGGCAGGACAUGCCGUAUUCGGGAACCGUGAAUGAAAGUGGAAAACUAGUCGGGGUCGGUUACGCAUUCGAAGUUUUGCAUUUGGCUCAGAGAAAAUUAAAUUUUACGUACACCAUAGUACUUCCUGAGACCAAUUCAAUCGGUGAUAAUACGACCGGGAUGAUGCUGCUGCUGUACCAAAAGAAGGUCGAUAUGGCAGUGGCUUUCAUUCCUGUAUUGGAAAAUUUUUUUCAUCUCUGCGAGUUCAGUAGUAUCCAGGAAACUAUUCCGAUUACUUUCAUGAUGGUGAGGCCUCUGGAAUCGGCAACGGGUCAAGGAAUUUUGGCUCCGUUCAGUGACAUCGUAUGGUACUAUAUUCUCGGCUCUUGGAUCAUCUUUGGUCCCAUCAUGUACAUUCUUAUUUGGUGUCGAUCGAAGGUGCCGGACGGGGAAAAACACGAAGCAUAUUCUUUUCCGACCUGCGUGUGGUUCACGUACGGAGCUUUACUCAAACAGGGAACAACGACCGAGCCGGAUACAAAUUCUACGCGAUUAAUCUUCGCAACUUGGUGGAUCUUCAUAACAAUCUUGACGUCUUUUUACACCGCUAAUCUCACUGCGUUUCUUACGCUUUCGGAGUUCACGCUCCCGUUUAAUAGCGCAUGCGACAUCCGAGAAUCGGGCAAGCAUUGGGUUACCGUCAAAGACCAAGUUAUGGAUGUGGCGUUAAAACAGGACCAAUCCGAUCUUUUGAAACCCCUCAGAGAUUCUAAGGAUUUAGGGCGAGUUAGUUUCAUAGACAACACAAAUUUCGUCAAGAUUGUCGAAUGGAUGAAAAAUGGCUACCUAUUUGUGGGUGAUCGAUACUUCAUAGUCAAGGAAAUCGCCAAAGAUUAUCAGGAAAGAGUGGACCAAGAUCAAGAGGAGAAAAAACGCUGCCCUUAUGUAAUGCAACCAAAGAAUAUUUACGAGCUUACUCGUGCAUUUGCUUUCCCCUUGAAGUCCGCGUUCAAAGAUAUAAUCAACAAACACUUGAUGUACAUAUCGGAAUUGGGAAUCGUGAAACACUUGCAAACGGAUGGAACUCCCGGCGUGCCUAUUUGCCCGUUGAAUCUCAAGUCGAAGGAGAGACAAUUGCGGAACCGAGAUCUCCUCAUGACGUACAAAGCCAUGGCAAUAGGCUUCGGCUCGGCGGGAAUAUUUUUUAUUUUUGAAGUCUUAAUCAAAUGGCUGAGUGGGAAAAACAAUUGUAAUUGUUGCUCCGAUUUAAUAUGCUAUCGCUCGAAAAUAGAGACGCCGGUAGUGUCGAUGAGCAAAACGAACAAGAGCAACGAAGCUUUCGAAUUCUCGAAGCCAAACCCAAACCUCUUCAGUCAUUUCGAGAAUGUUUAUCCUGAUCAAAGAGUUAAAAGAAGUGUGGUCAACGGACGGGAAUAUUGGGUAGUUACAGAAAAAGACGGUGAACAACGUUUGGUGCCGAUCAGAACACCAUCGGCUCUCCUGUUCCACCAUUCGCGUGAAUAAUCGUCCGAGUUAAACGACUCACAAUUCGACCACAAGUCAAAAUCACAAAAUGACUCUUUGACACUACCGAAAACACUUGGAGUGAACAUUUUGUGAGAUUAUAAAGGGAAUUUUUUAUUAUUUAUUGAGCAGUUUGGGGUCAGAUCAAUUUGUGCAUUUUGGUCGGCCAUAUUGAAUCCGCCAUUUUGAAUUUAUGCAUUUUGAGUGCAGAUUCGUAAUCAGCGACCUCAAAAACCUCCGACUACCAAUUUUCGUGGAAAUCUGAUAAACUUUUUUCAGCGUUUUGGACACUUGGGGUGGAAAAUGUUUUGCCACCGGAGGGGUUAAGGGAGUAUUAAGAUCCAGAUAAAUGAUUUUGCGGUUUUUAUUAAAUUCCGACGAAACAAGUAAUUUUCAAGAUUUUGAAAUUCUUUUGCUCAUUUCAACAUCACAGAACGAAUUGUUUUAUCGAAAAAUGUUGAUCUUUAUACAAUAUUCUGAAAUAUUUGAAAGGCCUUUCGCCCCCACCAGAAAAAAAAACGAAAAAUUGCUAAAUUUUCAGAUAAUUGUUCUUUCAAAAUAUCAAAUUCAAUAAACUGUGCAAUUUUUUCUAAGUAAACGUUGCAGUAUUCACAAUAAUAAUUCAAUUACAAUGGCUCAUAGAAAUUGUGACUCAAUUAUUUCCAUAAAAUACUAAAACUGAGAUAUGAGCGUUUCAGAAUAACGCGUGUAAAAAUGUUUUAUUAACCCCUUCACUGUGAGGGACACGCAUAGGUACAAAAAAGUGCCAUUUUGUGUCAUGAUACGUAAAUGAAAAACAAUAUAUUUCUACUGCAUCGAUUCGAUUGUAAUUUGGUACAUGAUGGUUCAAAUUUCCAAAUUGAACCAUCAUUUUUGAACCAUCAAAUUGGCAACACAAACAUUUCAUUUUCACCUCACUGCGAAGGGGUUAAAAACAGUUGUUUCGUAUUUUCGAACAAGAACCCAAUAAUUAAAAAGAUCCGGCUGAAUUUGACAAACAAAAAAUCUAGACAAUUUUUCUGGCCCUUUCAAUCGAAUAGACACAGUAAGGUCCCAUAUGGCAACGACUAUUUUUUGGUAAUAAAUAAACUCCUCGAUGACGUGUAUCGGGGGAAAAAAGGAAAAGGAUUAUUCAGAUUUUCAUGAUGUUCUCAUCACAGAAACGUUGGACAUGACUUCAGGCACUUUUUAGUACUUGAAUUCUUAUAUAUAGAUAUAUAUUUCUGUAUUUGAUAGAAUCAUCGCGAGAUGAAACGUUACAAAGACCUUCAUAACUAAAACAAAACAAAAACAAAUAAUAAAUCAAUUAUUCAUUGGCCCUUCGGUAAUAUUUCCAUGUACCAUACUUGUACGCGAAAAAAAGUGUGAUACCUUACUCCCACUCUCAAGAAACACGUAUACGGUUUUAAUUAUACGGCAGUGAUAGUGUGCAUUAAUUAUUACGAUUCCAUUGACGCGAGUAAUGAACGAAAAACGACAGUUUCACGAAAGAAAUUUGCCUCUAUGGGAAGUUAGUAUAAUUUCGAUCAAGAGUUGCGAUGGAAGCUCGACGAAAAGUGUAUUAAAAAGAGAAAAACAAGAUAUUCACGAAAACGUGUAGAGCAGUCGUCGAGCACUGUCGCCCUCGAAUUAGAUUAAACCUCGUACGUUUUUUAAAUAUUUUUCAAAUAGACGUGAGCGGAAAAUAUGUACGUUUUAUAUUAUUCAUGAAUCGUAAUGGAAUUUAAAAGAAUAUAACUUUCUUUAAGAUUUGAA
Molecule: messenger RNA, 3894 nt
Organism: Venturia canescens
Lineage: Eukaryota; Metazoa; Arthropoda; Insecta; Hymenoptera; Ichneumonidae
Gene: Ir76b
Product: Ionotropic receptor 76b
Exons: 9
Coding region: 445-2139 (564 amino acids)
Cellular component (GO): membrane
Molecular function (GO): ligand-gated monoatomic ion channel activity
Source: RefSeq, a predicted model, not a curated record